AUGCCGAGACCCGGAAAAGACUCUUACGAUGAGCAAAAGCCACCGUACUCCUAUAUAUGGUUGACCUAUAUGGCGAUUCAGGAUUCCGAUGAGAAGAUGCUGCCGUUGACGGAAAUUUAUAAGUAUAUAAUGGAGAGAUUUCCGUUUUAUAGGAAAAAUACGCAAAGAUGGCAAAACUCUCUUCGUCACAAUUUGUCCUUCAACGAUUGCUUCAUUAAAAUCCCCAGACGAGCCGAUCGGCCGGGAAAGGGCUCCUAUUGGGCGGUCCAUCCAAAUGCGUCUGGAAUGUUCGAGAACGGCAGUUGUCUGCGUCGUCGGAAACGCUUCAAAGCUCAACACCAAACUGACGACUACGACGACGAUUUCCAGCAUCCGGCACCUUCGAAAAUUUCCAGAAAAUCUCAAAAUUCGGCAAUUCCAGAGCCUCCAAUGACCCCUCUAGCGUCUCUCUUUCCCUCACUCUCUUCCUCGUUUCCCAAUUUUUGUCUUUUUCCAAAUGGAAUGGACCCAUCAAAAAAUGGAUUUCUACCUUUGAAUCCAUUCUCCUUACUUCUGAUGCCUCAUUUUCUGAAGACGUCAAAUUCAAGUACGCCGAAUUCUGAAUCUUCGGAGAUUUCCUCAAAAACGCCGAGUCCUGACGCUGGGUUCAACUCGUCGUUUAGUAUUGAAUCUAUUUUAAGCUCUUGA
Messenger RNA from Caenorhabditis briggsae, 687 nucleotides. RefSeq names its product Protein CBR-LIN-31 (gene Cbr-lin-31). The record is from RefSeq and is a predicted model, not a curated record. The coding region runs from base 1 to 687 and encodes 228 amino acids. Gene Ontology annotation, biological process: regulation of transcription by RNA polymerase II; anatomical structure morphogenesis; cell differentiation. The transcript has 4 exons. Lineage: Eukaryota; Metazoa; Nematoda; Chromadorea; Rhabditida; Rhabditidae. Gene Ontology annotation, molecular function: DNA-binding transcription factor activity, RNA polymerase II-specific; RNA polymerase II cis-regulatory region sequence-specific DNA binding.